UUAAACUGUUUGAAAAAAUAAUAAAUAAAUGUUUACUUACUGAAAUCUAAUGUUUUUAACAGAAUAGUAAUCGUAAAGACUAAAGAGGAACCUGUUUUUUUAUCUCCUCUCCUGCUCUUGAUGUUUGCUACGGAAGUGACGUCACGAUCAGGUACGGCUGUGUUUAUUGUCCGACUAGAAAAUUCACUCGCACGCAUACGACAAGGUUAUGGACAAAAUAAUUGCUUUAAAACAAUGAAAUAAUUUGCAGCAAAUAAACCGAUAUUUGCUGCAGAUUUAUCUUAAGCAUGAAGGAAAUUAAAUAAUCGACUUAUUAGAGGCGCGAGGAAAUCCGGGAGUUUUAUGGCGACUUGUAAUAAUGGGAGACACUGGGGGAAAUCGUUUGAGUAAAACAAUUGAUUAUUUUUAAGGCUUUAGUUACAUCUCAAAUCAUUAAAUAUAUAGUAUUUACUGAUGAAAAAUCCAUCUUGAUGCGUUUAUCUCAGUUCCAUGCUCUCCAAAACAUGUUAGCCGCACUUGCUAGCUAGUGUAACAGACUUUAAAGCUAGCCGAGCUUUUGUUUACCACCAUGGACAGAGAGGCGUACCGUUACUGCAGCAGCCUGGUCAGCAUCCCCAGACAGUCCUACGAACAGUUCUGGUCCUCACACUUUGUAGACUACAUCGACAAGGACAUCACUUAUUCGAAAUUCUUUAAGAAAUAUUUGCUGCCCAACCGGCCGUGCAUGUUUUCGAAAAAGUUCACAGAAAACUGGAAGUGUAGACAGCAGUGGGUGACAGAAGAGGGGAAGCCGAGUUUUCAGAAACUGCUGCAAGACUUUGAUGAAACUCCAGUUCCUGUUGCAAACUGCAAUUCAAAGGAAUACAAUGCCAAUCCAAAACAAGUCAUGCAGUUUAAAGAGUUUAUACAUUACUGGAAGGAAUACGUCCAGAACGGUCACUCAUCCCGGAAAGGAUGUCUUUAUCUGAAAGACUGGCACAUGGCAAGGGACUUUCCUGAACAUGAUGUUUAUUCAACACCAGUAUUCUUCUCCUCUGACUGGCUUAAUGAAUACUGGGAUACACUGGAAGUAGACGACUACCGGUUCGUCUAUAUGGGACCUAAAGGGUCGUGGACUCCGUUUCACGCCGACGUGUUCCGCUCCUACAGCUGGUCUGCAAACAUCUGCGGCAGGAAGAAGUGGCUCCUGUAUCCUCCAGGUCAGGAGGACUUUUUACGAGACACGCACGGCAACUUACCCUAUGAUGUUACGUCAGCUGAGCUCCGUGACAGCGGCCUUUUUCCACACUUUGAAGAAGCCUGCCAGCCUCUGGAAAUCAUUCAGGAGGCUGGAGAAAUCAUUUUUGUGCCAAGUGGCUGGCACCAUCAAGUUUAUAAUCUGGAGGACACCAUCUCUAUUAAUCACAACUGGCUGAAUGGUUGCAACAUUGACAUCAUGUGGCAGUUUCUCCAAAAUGAACUGUCCUCUGUUCAAAAAGAGAUAGACGAGUGGAGAAACACAAUGGAUUCAUGGCACCAGCACUGUCAGGUCAUAAUGAAAGCAUGCUCUGGCAUCGAUUACAUGGAAUUUGCCUCUUUUUUGAAAAUCAUUGCUGAAAACCGGAUGGCUUUCCUGAACGCCUGCUCCUCUGGUGACUCUUCCGACUAUGCACGGCCCCUCUCGGAGACCCUCACCACACUUGGACCUUACCAUGCUGCCUUUGACCUACAAAGAGUGGCUAACAUUAUUGAAUGCCUCCUGUGCAACGAGGACUUCAAACAGCUCGAUCAUUCAACGCUGACUUUGCAGCCGGAGACGAUGUUACAGCAAAUCCAGGACACCAUACAGUCCACAAGGGGGCAGCAUCUCCUUUAUCAGGAAUAGCUGGUCCCCGGUUUUUAAUGUCAUCUGGUAUUAGCUUGAAAUAAGGUGCCAAUAUUUUAUUAUUUGUUGGUGUGAGGAAUAUUAUAGAAGCUUGACAUGAUUUUCAGUCGGAAAUUCAGCUUGUGAAUGUCUUUGUUUUUGCACUAAAUAAUAAACGUAACGUUUUCUGUUACUAUUAGUUUAUUAAAUAAC
Messenger RNA from Oryzias melastigma (Indian medaka), 2056 nucleotides. It is a transcript of the gene jmjd4, whose product is annotated as jumonji domain containing 4. NCBI's taxonomy places the organism in Eukaryota, Metazoa, Chordata, Actinopteri, Beloniformes, Adrianichthyidae. The transcript is spliced from 6 exons. Gene Ontology annotation, molecular function: histone H4R3 demethylase activity; sequence-specific DNA binding. Gene Ontology annotation, biological process: negative regulation of gene expression; protein hydroxylation; positive regulation of translational termination. Bases 569 to 1864 code for a protein of 431 amino acids. The record is from RefSeq and is a predicted model, not a curated record. Gene Ontology annotation, cellular component: nucleus; cytoplasm.